This is a messenger RNA of Octopus sinensis (East Asian common octopus), 2486 nucleotides long. RefSeq names its product ankyrin-1-like. Gene Ontology annotation, molecular function: protein binding. The transcript has 3 exons. The record is from RefSeq and is a predicted model, not a curated record. NCBI's taxonomy places the organism in Eukaryota, Metazoa, Mollusca, Cephalopoda, Octopoda, Octopodidae. Bases 117 to 2471 code for a protein of 784 amino acids.
UAAACAAAGACCAGACAUUUCAAUCUUAUAGAAGAAAGCAAAAUUGCAUGUGACAAGUCUAAAAGAUAUAGCCUGCUGAUUAGUCCCUAGUUUUAAGCACCUUUCAAUAAAACAGGAUGGCAACUGAUUUGAUUACGCAGAAAAUUAUGCAAAUGAAUCCUGACUAUGUUAGCGAAUUUUUAAAAAAGAAUCCAAAUAAAAUCACUGUACCUGACAAAUACGGUAACACACCCCUGCAUGUGGCCUGUAGUGUUGGGCACACAAGCCUGGUGAAGAAGAUGUUAAUGCUUACACCUGACAUUAAUGUGGCAGAUAAAGAUCGUAACACUCCUCUCCAUGUGGCCUGUCGGUGGGGACGCAUCAGUGUUAUUGAGCAUCUCCUGGUAACUAAACCUGAUGUCACUGCAGUGAAUAGUUACGGGAACACACCUCUACAUCUGGCCUGUAUCAAUGACCACAAAGACGCUGCUAAAAUACUACUACAGUCCAAUCCUAGAGUUCGUGUGGUGAAAACUAAAAGGAAAAGAACUUUAGAUUUGCUGAAUGGUGACGAAAGCAUAGACAUUGGUGAAAAACAAUUACAAUCCAAAUCUAAAGAUCCCAAGUUGAAAGAAAGUUGGAAAAUAUCUCGGAAUCUGUUCUACAGGGAUAAAAAUACUGGAGAUGAUGAAGAGCCAACAGAGCCUCAUGUCGACUUGGUGAAUAAAUACAAACACACACCUCUACAUUUGGCGUGUAUUAAUGGAAGUACAGGCCUAAUUAAACAGCUACUACUUUUUAAACCUGAUAUAAAUAUGGAGGAUAAAUAUGGCUACACACCCCUGCACUGGCUUUGCUCUGGUGGACACACGGGUGUUGAAGUACUAUUAAUGUCUAAACCUGAUGUAAAUGUGGCAGAUAAAGAUGGUAAUAUACCUCUCCACCUGGCCUGUCGUGGUGGGUACACAGACACGGUGAAACAGCUACUGCACUCUGGUUCUGAUAUAAACCUAGUGAAUAAUGGUGGUAACUCACCUUUGCAUCUGGCGUGUGGUCGAGGACACACAGACACGGUGAAGCAGCUACUGUUAUCUAAACCCAAUAUAAACCUAAUGAAUAAUGAAAGUAAUACAGCUCUACAUUUGGCCUGUGUUCGGGGACACACAGACAUGGUGAAGCAGUUACUGUUAUCUAAACCUAAUAUAAAUUUAGGGAAUAGUGAUGGUAACACGCCUCUACAUCUGGCCUGUGUUCGUGGACACACAGACAUGGUGAAGCAGCUCCUACUGCUUGAGCCUGAUGUAAAUGUACUGAAUAAUGAUGAUAACACACCGCUACACCUGGCUUGUCCUGAUGGACACACAGACAUACUGAAACAGCUAUUACUGUUUGAACUUGAUGUAAAUGUGGUGAAUAAAGAUGGUAACACACCGCUGCAUCUGGCCUGUGGUCAUGGACACACAAACAUGGCUAAGCUCCUACUGUUCUCUAAGUCUGAUGUUAAUGUGGAAGAUAAAGACGGCAACACGCCUCUACAUCUGGCUUGUCGUGGUGGACACACAGACAUGCUGAAACACCUACUACUGUUUGAUCCUGAUAUGAAUGUAGUGAAUAAAGAUGGUGACACGCCCCUACUUCUGCUCUGUGUUCACGGACAAAUAGACAUGGUAAAACAGUUUCUGCUGUUUAAACCAGAUGUAAAUGUAGCGAAUAAAAAUGGCAACACAACUCUACAUCUGGCUUGUGGUCAUGGACACGCAGAUAUCAUGAAGCAGCUCCUACAAUCCAAAGCUACUGUCAAUGUGAAGAAUAACGAUGGUAACACACCACUUCUUCUAGCGUGCCGUGGGGGACAUAUAGACAUGGUGAAACAGCUAUUCUUGUUUGAAUCUGAUGUAAAUAUCGCGAAUAAAGAUGGUAACACACCGCUACAUCUUGCAUGUGAUCGUGGACACACGGAUAUCUUGAAGGAGCUCCUACUAAAUAAAGCUGCUGUCAAUAUCGCGAAUAAAGAUGGUAACACACCGCUACAUCUUGCAUGUGAUCGUGGACACACGGAUAUCUUGAAGGAGCUCCUACUAAAUAAAGCUGCUGUCAAUAUGGCAAAUAAAGAUGGUAACACACCACUUCAUUUGGCCUGUGUUCAUGGACUUACAGACAUGGUGAAGCAACUACUAACCUCUAAAGCUGAUGUAAGUGUUGUGGAUAAAGAAGGUAACACACCUUUACAUCUGGCCUGUCUUGGUGGACACACAGACAUGGUGAAGCAGUUAAUGCUCUCUGAAUCUGAUGUAAGUGCAAGGGAUAAAGAUGGUAACACGCCCUUACAUCUAGCCUGUGCUCAGGGACACACGGACAUGGUGAAGCAGCUACUGCACUCUAACGCUGAUACAGAUGCGGUGAAUAAAGAUGGUAAGACACCGCUAUAUCUGGCUAAUAGUAACGGAGACAUAGAUGUGGUGAAGCAGCUCCUGCUAUACAAACGGAAGUAAACGUGGCGAAUAAAG